UCAAGUAUGGACUUCAGGCGGGGGACUUCAUGCUGUCCUCCAGCAUUCUGCUGUCGGGGAACAACUACAGCAAGGUCAGCCUGAUGUCCAGCUUCAUGAACCUGGGGUGUGUCUGUGAGACAACAUUUCUGAGAGUCCAGAGGCAGUACUGUGUGCCUGUCAUAGAGACCUUCUGGCAGCGCAAACUGCAGGCCCUUGUAAGAGAAAUGAAGAGGAGGGACAAGGUCGUUCUGCUUGGAGACGGACGGAUGGACUCACCAGGACACAAUGCACAGUAUUGCACGUACACUGUCCUGGAUGGGAACACAAGGGCCAUCGUUGCUGUGGAAGUGGUGGACAAGAGGCAGACAGACAGAAAGUCUUCAAUCAUGGAGAAGAGGGGGUUUGAGAAAGCCAUGGACAAACUCUUGGAGGCAAGGGUGCCAAUUGAAGAGGUUUGCACCGAUGCACACCCACAAAUUGGUGCACUGAUGAAUGCUGACAAAGGGAAAUACGGAGUAAAGGGAAUAUUUCAUUCCCUAGACGUCUGGCAUGGAGCCAAAAACCUCAUGAAGAAGCUGAUUGCAGCUGGACAGGAGAAGUCCUGUACAGACCUAAAGCAGUGGACCAGGGACAUCAUCAACCACUUCUGGUGGUGCUGCAACAAGGCCAGUACAUUUGGCGAAUUCAUUGUACUGUGGAAAGGUGUCUUGCACCACGUGUGCGAUGUGCACACAUGGGCCAUGGGUCAGUGUGACCAUAACCCAAUCAGUGCAGACACUCCCCGGACGAAAACCUGGCUCGUGUCUGGUUCCCCUGCCCACAAGAAAUUGGCAACGAUCAUACUAAAUCCAAGGUGGCUGAAGACCACCCACAAGUACCUACGCUUCCGAACGACAUCAGACCUGGAGUCCUUCCAGAAUCACAUACUGAUGUAUGCAUCUAAGAGGUACGCCUUCAGCCCCCCGGUCUACGAGGCCAGGUGCCAGCUUGCUGCCCUAGACUACAACGAGCACAAGGACAGGGCAGUGUGGAAAGCCAAGGAUGGACAUAUCAAGUACAAGAGACGGUUCCAGAAGAAGUCUGAGCGUUGGUCAAUCUAUGUGCCUCGGGAACCGAAGAAGUACCUCUACAUCAAGGACCUGCAGGCAGAGAUCGUUGACAAGAGAGCCGACUCCGGGAGAGGCAUGAGCACAACACAGCCCAUGUCUGAAACAGAUCCCAGGAGGCUCGGUACCCUAGCUAAGAUACCUCCAGUGCCGACCAAUGUGCUGGUAGAGCAGCACAGGUCGAGGACAGACUUGCCUACACAGGGUUCAUUAACCGCAUAGGGUCAGGGUAAGGGUUAGUGUAACUGUUACAUCUAAAACAGUCUAUUUACACGGAAGCCAGUGUAAUGUCCAUUGACAUCCGGGAACUCGUCCCGGAUGCGCCAGACACAGCAGGAGGGUAUGACCACCCUGUUACCCUCCCCAAGGCGCCCAUGCUGCCACACCACAAACUGCCUGUAGGCAGCAUGUCUAAACUCUCGGUGGUCCGCCCCUGGCUCCUGGUCUUCCUGCAAGGCCAGGAGAUCGUUCCUGGUGUCCCUGUUGAGCUGCAGGACUCCCCGCUGCAGGAUGUACAAGUCAAUCUCCUGAAAAGGAUAAGAGUUCUUACUUGAUUGCUUGACAUACUAUGUCCUGCUUUUUGUGUAAUAUGGAUAUUGUAAGAGAGUAAAAGAGUUGUAAAGAGUGUUUGAAACAGAGCAAACAAGUAACAAUGAACAACGAUGUGGAGAAAUAUUUUUGUAGGGAACAAUUAUAGACUUGUAUACAAGUAAUAGGUAUAGAUAAAGCAAGGUACAUUUAUUGGUAGUAGAACUCUGAUCCUGUUACAUACCUAUACAUAAUACCAAUGUGCAAGUUGGAUGACAUGUUUACAUAGUGCUAUUUUGUUUUCAUACAGUUGAGUUCCCUUGUAGGUUUUGUAUAGAUAACAGGUAUUUUUGUAAAACUGCUGUGAAAUGUUUUACCUUUAUGUAUAUUGGUCUGUACUCUAAAGUUUUCUAGUGGUAGGUUGCAUGACAAAUGGAUUUCAUCUGGAACUUUGCGCCUUGAAAUAUGUAUACAGGGAAAUACCAUGUGCUAUUCAUUGUACUGUCAACAUGAAUUGUGAUAUGAUUCUGAUAUGUAUGCAAUACGACGUGAUGUGAA
This is a messenger RNA of Branchiostoma belcheri (Belcher's lancelet), 2174 nucleotides long. RefSeq lists its product as uncharacterized. Bases 30 to 1310 code for a protein of 426 amino acids. The record is from RefSeq and is a predicted model, not a curated record. The transcript has 7 exons. Lineage: Eukaryota; Metazoa; Chordata; Leptocardii; Amphioxiformes; Branchiostomatidae.